GGAUAUUAUAAUUAGAAUGUCUCCUUUAAAUAAAAGAUGUACAAUAGAAACAACUUUUAAAAUGUAGGUAGUAUAUAUCUAUGUUUAUAUCCUGAUUAUUAGGAGUGGAAAACGGGCGAGUCGAAUUGAUAGAAAACAAGUUAACUUAUAUUGUAUCCAAUUUCAUUUCUUUUAUAUUAGUUUCUUCUUUCUUGUUCUCCUCCUCUUCCUGGCUGUUCCCCAACUUCAAGAAAUCCAAAUCUCUACUUGCAAAGGCAAUAUGUAAUUUGAAUAUAUAUAUAUAUAUACAUAAGUGUAUAUACCCUCUUUAUAUAUUCAAUUACAUCUGCAAUUUUAUUUCUCAUUUCUUCUUUCUUUUUUUUCUUUUUUUUCAUUUCCAACAAUUUCUCUUCUGUGAAUUUCAUCAAAGAAUUGGUAUUAUUGGGAUUUUUUUGAACCCAACAAAUUCAUAGCAUGAGGGUUUAUCCUAUUCCUAUGUCCCUGAAACGAAACAUUGCAAUUCGUGAAGGUAUCGGGUCGGGUUCGGAUUCGGAGCAGCGGGAACAAAUCUUUGCAGUGAUGGAAGGAAACCCGAUGAAGAAGCUAAGAAAAUUACCUCAUGUAUUUGGGAAGGUUUUAGAACUUCCGUUUCGUUCCGAUGCUGAUGUGGCGGUGGAGGAAGGUCCGGAAUUCUUCCGUUUCGUGGCGGAGAUGGAAUUUGAAGAAGGCGGUGGUGGUGGCGGAGAGGGAGGGGUGAGGGUGCAGGCGGUUGAGAUUCAUACUGGGAUUACGAAGAUUGUGGUGAGAAAUGGAGCCGGAGAUGGCGGAGUUGCUGGUGGAAUAGAGGAGCUGUUGUUGGAAGAGCUGAAGGUGGAUACGUGGAGGUUCAGGUUGCCGGCUACGACAAAGCCGGAGCUGGCUACGGCGGUGUUUGUGGAUGGUGAGUUAAUUGUGACAGUGCCAAAGGCUGGCCUGGGCGGUGGAGAGUUCGCCGACGGUAGGGAUGUUUGGGGUGGCGGUGGCCGGCUUAUUCUUGUACAGUAAUCAGAAAAUAAAAAAGAAAAAGAAUCAUUAAUAUUCCAAAAUCAGAAUUUCUUUAUUCUCCAGAAAUAAUACUAAUAAUAAUGAUUGUUGAACAUUAUGGUUGACUAGGGGAACUUUAUUCUCCAUGUAAAUUGUAAUAAUACAUACUACUA
Messenger RNA from Solanum dulcamara, 1175 nucleotides. RefSeq lists its product as uncharacterized. Bases 454 to 1023 code for a protein of 189 amino acids. The record is from RefSeq and is a predicted model, not a curated record. The transcript has a single exon. Lineage: Eukaryota; Viridiplantae; Streptophyta; Magnoliopsida; Solanales; Solanaceae.